AUGGCAUCGCACUCCAAUCAGCACAAGAAGAGCGAGAAGUUCGGGCAUUUACCGUUGUCUACUUCCGGGCCUCAGAAGACCACUCUGACCGGAAAUGCCCUCCUUCAAACACCUUACUUCAACAAGGGGACUGCUUUCACAGCUGAAGAGCGUGCGACCUUCAAGCUGCAUGGUCUCAUGCCCGACAAUGUCCAAACACUCGAUGAACAAGUACGACGCGCAUACGAACAAUACAAAUCACGACCCAGUGACAUCGCGAAGAACACGUUCAUGACAAGCUUGAAGGAACAGAACGAGGUUCUGUACUAUAGGCUCAUCCUCGAUCACCUGAAAGAGAUGUUCUCGGUCAUAUACACACCAACUGAGGGAGAGGCUAUUGCGAACUACUCGAGGCUUUUCAGAAAGCCCGAGGGUUGUUUCCUGAACAUUGGUGACGUGGACCGAGUGGAAGACGAUAUCAGGCAAUGGGGCAACCCUGAGGAUAUUGAUCUUAUCGUAGUCAGCGAUGGCCAGCAGAUCCUGGGUAUUGGAGAUCAGGGCGUCGGCGCUAUCCUAAUCAGCAUUGCCAAGUUGGUCAUAUACACGCUUUGCGCUGGCAUUCACCCAUCGCGGACGCUGCCUGUAGUACUUGACUGUGGAACAGACAACAAGGAACUGCUCGAUGAUGAUCUCUACCUUGGCCUGCGAAAACCCCGUGCCACCGGCGAAGAGUACGACAAGUUUGUUGAUACCUUUGUCAACGCUGCAAGAAAGCGAUACCCCAAAGCGUACAUCCACUUUGAAGAUUUCGGUUUGAGCAAUGCACGGAGGAUCCUCGACAAGUACACGCCUGAAAUUGCCUGUUUCAACGAUGAUGUACAAGGGACAGGCUGCGUCACCCUGGCUGCUGUCAUGGCGGCCUUCAAGGUCAGUGGAACCAAGUGGGACGAGGCGCGCUUUGUCAUGUUCGGCUCCGGCACUGCAGGCACAGGUAUCGCAGACCAGAUCAAGGACGCCAUAUCGCAGCGAACUGGCAAGUCGACGGAGGAGGCAGGGAAGCAGAUCUGGUGCGUAGACAAGCCCGGUCUUCUGCUGGAAGGCAAGAAGGACCAACUCACACCAGCUCAAGUUGGGUAUGCUCGUAAAGAUAGCGAAUGGGAAGGCAAGGAUCACGGCGAUCUGCUUUCCGUGGUGAAGGAGGUCAAACCGCAUGUUCUGAUCGGCACGUCGACUAAGCCUGGUGCUUUCACAGAAGAAGUUGUGAAGGAGAUGGCGAAGCACGUCGACCGACCAGUCAUCUUCCCACUGUCGAAUCCUACAAAGCUGCACGAGGCCAAACCACAAGAUCUGUACGACUGGACUGAUGGUAAAGUAUUGGUUGCCACUGGUUCGCCUUUCGAUCCUGUCAAGCACAACGGCAAGGAGUAUGAGAUCUCCGAAUGCAACAAUUCCGUAACCUUCCCCGGCAUCGGUCUCGGCGCAAUCCUCAGUCGAACACGCCUCAUGACACCCGCUCUCCUCGUCGCCGCCGUUGAAGCACUAGCAGCCGCAGCCCCAGUCGUCACUGGCUCCGGAUCGGGCCUUUUGCCUGACGUAGAAGAUGUCCGCGAGAUUAGUGUCCAGAUUGCUAGCAAAGUUAUCAAGAGAGCUGUCAAGGACGAUUUGGCUCAGGAGAAAGAUAUACCGACUAAUGAUGAUGAUCUGGAGGAGUGGAUCCGCGAGCAGAUGUGGAAUGCUGAGUAUCGGCCGCUGGAACUGGUUGAGGAAAAGGAGGCGGACGCUCAUGCUAAGGGAGAAAUGGGGACGGGAAGCCAACAGAGAGAGGCAAGGUUCUGA
Messenger RNA from Macroventuria anomochaeta, 1815 nucleotides. RefSeq lists its product as uncharacterized. Gene Ontology annotation, biological process: pyruvate metabolic process; malate metabolic process. The record is from RefSeq and is a predicted model, not a curated record. Bases 1 to 1815 code for a protein of 604 amino acids. Lineage: Eukaryota; Fungi; Ascomycota; Dothideomycetes; Pleosporales; Didymellaceae. Gene Ontology annotation, cellular component: mitochondrion. Gene Ontology annotation, molecular function: malate dehydrogenase (decarboxylating) (NAD+) activity; NAD binding. The transcript is spliced from 5 exons.